UUUCCCCAUCUGUAAUACAGCAGUGAUAAGUUUCAACACUUUGAAGUAGCAACACUUUGAAAAGCAAUUUAUAGUUUUUCACGAAAGGCGCUAUGGAAGUGCACGGUAUAAUAUAUUGUAACCUCAAACUUUUGCUUUCACAUGUGGCACGUGCUCAAGGCUCUGAAAUGUUUGUACAGUUCCAGGGGCAGCUUCAUAACCAAUAGCCUACUGACUGAGCUCUAUCUCUUCAUCUCUGUUGCAAACACAGACUGUUGUGGGUUUUUUUUCUAUUCUCCACUAAGCAUGGUUACAAAUGAUGCUUUGAAGUCCAGCAUUUGCAGAAGAAUUGAAGAGCAGUCUUGGACAGCAGCUGUCGCCCGAUCGUUACAUCUUGUGUGGCCAGCAGUAAAGGGACUACUAAUGUUAGGCAUGUCUUGUCUCAUUGCUGCGCUCUGGUAUUGCAGAAGACUCUACACAUACUUAGCACAGCUGUUGAAAUGGUGGAGUAGAUAUCUGCAGAAAAAAUUCAUAAAGAACCUCAGCGUAAUGGCAGAAGUUGAUCUACUUGGUUAUUGUGCAAGAGAAUGGAAGGGAGAAACAAAGCAAGCCAUACAGAUGAGGAAGGUUUAUGAAGAGCUAUUUUGGAGACAUCAUAUUAAAUAUAUACGACAAGUCAGAGGAGAUCACUACUGUGCAUUAAGAGCUGUUCUCUUUUGGGUAUUCAGCCAGGGCAUUUCUUUUCCCUCAUGGAUGAAGGAGAGAGACAUUUUGAAGCUCCCUGAAAAGCUUCUAUAUUCACAAGGUUGCAACUGGAUUCAGCAAUAUAGCUUUGGACCAGAAAGAUAUACAGGAUCCAAUGUAUUUGGAAAGUUGCGCAAAUGUAUUGAAACAUUAAAGGCAAAUUGGACUGAAAUAAGUGGAGUGAAGGACAAGGAUGAAAGAGGAAACAUGUGUAAUAUCCUUUUCUCUGAUGAGAGCAAGGAGUACAAGCUAUAUGAGGCUAUAAAAUUCAUCAUGCUUUACCAAGUCAUAGAAGCUUAUGAACAGAUGAAGAAUGGUCAGGGACAUGUACCCAGGCUUUUUAGCCUCCUAUUUGCUCGUGAUACCUCAUCUGACCCUUUGAGUUUCAUGAUGAAUCAUUUGAAUCCAUUGGGAGACACUGGUGGACUACAGCAGGUGGAAAUGAUUCUUCUGGGAUAUUUACUUGAAGUAAAGAUAAGAGUUUACAGACUGUGUAAGUUUAAUACAGAAGAGUUUCAAGUAAACUAUCCAGAGGAGUAUCACAGGGAAUGGCAUGAGAUCUAUCUUCUGACUGAAGACGACCAUCACUAUCACAUACCUAUUAUCAGUAUAUAAGACUGUUUUUUAACUGUAUACAGUUCAAGGUAAAUUUAUCCCGGUAAAUUUAUCUUCUUGAAAUUAAUCCCUUUGAUUGAAACAGUGAGAUUUUUUUAAAGUCUGUGAAAAAUAAGAUUGACUAUGUGUUAACAUAAACUUUUAUAUAAUAUCUUACUUUCCCAUACCAACCACAUUUCAGCAGUCUGGAUUUAAAAAGCACAAAACACAAAGCCACGCUGACUUCUGAAAGAGUUAAAUUAAAUUGUGUCACCUGUGGAGGGUCUGGUGGAGAAUAUUAUUACUAGAUAGCACAUAGUCACUACUUCAAUUAAAACCUUUAGAAGUAUUUGUGCAUAAAUCAACACAAUUCCAAAUGUUACCUACUUUGUGGUUGAGAAGAGUGCUUCCAGUAACAGAACUGAAGCAGAUGUGACCAACACAGCAGCCUAGGCAUUGCCUGUGUUAGGGGUGGGAGGAGUGUAAAAAAAAAAAAAAAAAAAAAAAAAAAAAAAAAAAAAAAAAAAAAAAAA
Messenger RNA from Alligator sinensis (Chinese alligator), 1850 nucleotides. It is a transcript of the gene OTULINL, whose product is annotated as OTU deubiquitinase with linear linkage specificity like. Gene Ontology annotation, molecular function: cysteine-type deubiquitinase activity. Bases 142 to 1338 code for a protein of 398 amino acids. The transcript has 9 exons. NCBI's taxonomy places the organism in Eukaryota, Metazoa, Chordata, Crocodylia, Alligatoridae. Gene Ontology annotation, biological process: protein linear deubiquitination. The record is from RefSeq and is a predicted model, not a curated record. Gene Ontology annotation, cellular component: cytoplasm.